This is a messenger RNA of Capronia epimyces CBS 606.96, 777 nucleotides long. RefSeq lists its product as uncharacterized. Bases 1 to 777 code for a protein of 258 amino acids. The record is from RefSeq and is a predicted model, not a curated record. NCBI's taxonomy places the organism in Eukaryota, Fungi, Ascomycota, Eurotiomycetes, Chaetothyriales, Herpotrichiellaceae. Gene Ontology annotation, biological process: meiotic cell cycle; regulation of synaptonemal complex assembly. The transcript is spliced from 5 exons.
AUGUCAUCAGAAGCGUCCGCAGGCAAGGCGCAGUCUGUGCUUGACUUUGUGGCGCAUGUUCAAGAACGUCUGAGCAAAGAUGCAGAUGCAGAUGGAGAUGCAUCCUCUCAAGAAUGCCCUGAUGUCCUCUUCUACAUACGAGCCUUACCUCUCCCACGAAAAGAGCUCAGCCCGAAUCAACGAUUGGAGUUCGACCGGAAAGGCGCCGCAAUCUGGAACACUUGCUGCAAGCUGGUCACGAAGACUGGGACCCUGCAGUAUUCUGCACACCUGGCUGAGGCCACUGGCCGACUUGAGACUGCGGCUAGGAUUGUGGAACAGAUUGCCUCCAAACAAGAGAGCAUGUCAUGGGCGCCGCAAGGAGCAGUCCGGAACAAUGGCUAUGUCGUCGACGAUCUGAAAGAGCAGUAUUUGUUGUUGCGAGUGGCACUGGCUUGGAAGCAGGAUCGCCUUGAUUUGGCUGAGCACUUUUAUGCCCAAAUCGAGCCACUUCAGGCAAACCUCAAUUCGGAUCGGACGGUUCAGCUAAUUGACCUCUGCUACGAGAUCGGCGAUGAUCAGGUUACCCGCAAGCAUGGCAGUCGUGCUGCGAAAUGGUUGAAGAGGGCUUGCACAGUGUGCAGCUUUAAGAACGCCGAAACUACGGAUGUCGAUAUACAGGACCUGAGACUCACCUUGCUGCACACUUACGUCAGAGCACUUCUUUUACAAGAUGGACCCGAAACCGACGAUGAGGCACACAGAACACUCCUGGUCUUGCGCGAAGUACUCACUUGA